Molecule: messenger RNA, 1309 nt
Organism: Periconia digitata
Lineage: Eukaryota; Fungi; Ascomycota; Dothideomycetes; Pleosporales; Periconiaceae
Source: the annotation of a GenBank genome assembly
UGAUCGCUGACUCGGCUGAGAAACCUGACUGAAAACAGAUACACAAGUGCUAAUUGCCAUGCUGCUGUCAGGGCCACCAUCCCGUCCAUUGUUCAUUGCUUCUUUUUUGCUGUUGUUUAUCUUCAUAGGGAGCCAUUUGCGACACAAUCUCACCUCACCGGCGACCUUGUUACAACGAACGAGUCCAGCGCCGCGUUCCACUACCAAUCCUCUGGAUUUCAGUAUUCCGCUCCAAUUCGAAGAAGGAAAGCCCAAACCGCCAGAGGAAACCUAUUCCUGGACAGUCGUUGUUCCAAAGACAGCUGAAGAAGAUCUGAGAUGGCUCGAAAUCGAAGUUCCUAGCGAACAGUUGAUGGUUUACGAAGUGGACAAUCCAAACGCACAGAACAGAGUCCCCAAAAACAAGGGUAAGGAAGCUAUGGUAUACCUGAGUUAUCUGAUCGACCAUUACGAUAAUCUCACCGACACCAUCAUCUUCUUGCACGCCCACAAUGAAGCUUGGCAUAACAAUGAGUUGCUCGAGCAAAAAACCGUCCCUAUGAUCAAGAGACUGAGUCAUGACCGCGUUGCGCGACUGGGUUACAUGAACCUGCGUUGCCGCCACGAUCCUGGGUGUCCAGAUUGGCUUCACCUCAACAGACCGGGCGGUGAUUUUGACUUCGUUCGCAAGCCGGAGGAGAUAUACUGGAGGCGCCACAUCUGGGAGGAAUUACAUCCCGGCGCUCCUAUUCCGCAGUCGUUGUCUGGUGUUUGUUGCGCACAGUUCGCUCUCAGUAGAGACCGUGUACGUCAGGUCCCGAUCGAGAGGCUUCGUCAUUACCGCAGGUGGCUUCUCAACACGAGCGCUUCAGACUACUAUUCUGGCCGAAUCUUCGAGUAUCUCUGGCACUACAUCUUCACCGGCCACGAAGUCUAAUGCCCCGCGCGGAAUACAUGCUAUUGCGAUGGUUACGGAGUGUGCUUUGGUGGGCGUCAAAACUUCGAUGAAUAUUGGGAUACAAGUACUCAACACAGUAAAGAUUGGAAUGAACUUGAACGGCAUAGGAACGCGCUGGUAGAAGCUGAGAGGAAUAACGAGACGCAGGAACAGAUACAGAGACUUCAAUGGAAAGUGGAAGAGCUAAGCAAAGCGGUCUUGGAUGCGCGUGAAUGGAUGGAGCAGAGGCGAAAAAAGGCAUUUGAGCGAGGGGAGGAUCCGGAGAAGAGAGCGGCAGAAACGGAAGAUUGGGAUUUUUCCGGGAUCGAGAAAUUUCUACCUGAUGAUGCGGGACGUUGAAAAGAAACGGUGUUGUGUUUUGUUUUGGCCAAU